AUUGCUGGUCCUCAUCUUGGCUGUUUGCAUAGAGCUCUGCAGCAGUGGCGGCAGCAGCUACAGCUUUGGGCACUGGGACGCUCUUUAUUUGCCUGCUGCCGGCAGUCCCAGAGAGUUGCCUGUGUGAGCGAGAGAGCAAGAGAGAAGGGAGAAGAGAGUGAACCAGGAAAGCAGAGACAGAACACUGCCUGGCUGUGCUGAGGGCAACCAGAGGAAGCAUUUCUCUUCUUGAUCCCGUCUCUGACAGCUGUGCCGAGUUUUCCAUUGCCACCAACCAGAGAUGUAGAGAAACCCCAGCAUCUGGCUAUGACAGACACAGUGCUUAGCAACAGUUCUGAUCACUGGAUGUGCCCCAAUGACAGAUCCAUGGCCCUCCGCACAAGUGUGGUAUGCUCCUACAGAGAGAAGACAGAGGUCAAAGAAUAAGCAUCUAUUAAAAAAAAAGAUAUUUGUAAAAGUUCCCAGAGACUCACAGCAUUCAGAGAAGUUUCAAAAGAUUUGGCAGCUUCUUCAAAAUCCUGGGGAGGGAAGCAGAUGUGGGAUGUGGAGGCUCCCGACAGGAUGGUCUGUCCGCCCUGACCAGCCUGAGAAACCAAGAAAGAAUGAAGAGCUCACAGACGAGGAGAAGGAGAUUAUCAACAGAGUGAUUGCUCGAGCUGAGAAAAUGGAAGAAAUGGAGCAGGAGCGCAUUGGGCGCCUGGUGGAUCGCUUGGAGAACAUGCGAAAGAAUGUGGCUGGAGAUGGGGUAAACCGCUGCAUCCUGUGUGGGGAACAACUGGGAAUUCUGGGCUCCUCCUGCGUGGUGUGUGAGGACUGCAAGAAGAAUGUCUGCACCAAGUGUGGAGUGGAGACCUCCAACAGUCGCCCACAUUCCAUCUGGCUUUGCAAGAUUUGCAGCGAGCAAAGAGAGGUUUGGAAGCGCUCUGGAGCAUGGUUCUUCAAGGGCUUCCCCAAACAAGUGCUCCCUCAGCCCAUGCCAGUGAAGAAAUCCAAGCCUCAGCAGCCACCCACUGAGCCCAGCUCCUCAGAGCCACCCACCCUGGAGCCCAAGCACCAUCCCCGAGCACCCAGCCGAGGGCCAGGAGAGGCUGGCCUCCCUGGAGAACAUGGCGAUGCUGAGGACAAGAGGGGCAUGGGCCAGAAAUCAGGUCCUGAGCCCACACCUGCUCCUGGCAGGGGCAGCUAUGGCCCCCCAAUGCGCCGGGCCUCAGAGGCUCGCAUGAGCUCCAGUGGAACAGACUACACAGGCAGGGAUUCUGAAGGCCGGGAGUAUGGUCCAGGUGGGGCCACUGGGGGUGAUGCCAGUCGGAGUCCAGCAAGUUUGAGACGGGCCAACUCAGUUCAGACCUCCAGACCCUCCCAAGCACCCAGCCAAAAUGCUGCAGCUCAGCCUGUUCUCCCAGGGCCCCCAGGGGCCCCCAGACCAGGACCAAGUGCAGCUGGCAGAUUUCCAGAUCAAAGACCAGCUCAGGGGGAUCUGGCCCAAGGGGAGCCUGCCUACCCCUCAGCAGCAGCCAUUCCCCGGGAUGACCGAGCAGGGGAUACAGGGGGUUACCCCCUAGCUGGAGCCAAGGAUGAUAGGGCUGCACGACGAUCAGGAACCUACUCCCAGGCAGCUGCUGCACCCCAGCCUGCUGCUGCCCCAGCCCGUCAGCAGCUGCCACCUCCAGAAGAAGAUGAAGAAGAGGCAAACAGCUACGAUUCUGAUGAAGCAACUACCCUGGGAGCUUUGGAGUUCAGCCUUCUUUAUGAUCAGAACAACAGCUCCCUGCAAUGCACCAUUAUCAAGGCCAAGGGAUUAAAACCGAUGGACUCCAAUGGCCUGGCUGAUCCCUAUGUCAAGCUGCACCUUCUGCCUGGUGCCAGCAAGUCCAACAAGUUAAGGACAAAAACUCUGAGGAAUACACGAAAUCCCAUCUGGAAUGAAACCCUCGUCUAUCAUGGCAUCACUGAUGAGGACAUGCAAAGGAAGACCCUGAGGAUUUCUGUCUGUGAUGAAGACAAGUUCGGCCACAAUGAGUUCAUUGGGGAAACCCGAUUCUCUCUGAAGAAACUGAAGCCUAAUCAGAAGAAGAAUUUCAACAUCUGCCUGGAGCGGGUUAUCCCUAUGAAGCGAGCUGGCACCACAGGAUCAGCAAGAGGCAUGGCACUCUAUGAAGAGGAGCAGGUGGAACGUAUGGGUGAUAUUGAGGAACGUGGCAAGAUCCUGGUGUCACUCAUGUAUAGCACGCAGCAAGGAGGCCUCAUUGUGGGUAUUGUGCGCUGUGUCCACCUGGCCGCAAUGGAUGCUAAUGGCUACUCUGACCCCUUUGUCAAACUCUGGCUGAAACCAGACAUGGGGAAGAAAGCCAAGCACAAGACACAGAUCAAGAAGAAGACUUUGAAUCCUGAGUUUAAUGAGGAGUUUUUCUAUGAUAUAAAACAUAGUGAUCUGGCCAAGAAGUCACUGGACAUCUCUGUCUGGGAUUAUGACAUUGGCAAAUCCAAUGAUUAUAUUGGUGGCUGCCAGCUGGGUAUCACCGCCAAAGGAGAGCGCUUGAAACACUGGUACGAGUGUUUAAAAAACAAGGACAAGAAGAUUGAACGUUGGCAUAACCUACAGAAUGAGAACCAUGUCUCGAGCGAUUAAAGCAGGGGCCACAAGCCUCUCCCCACCCCCUGUGCAUUCCUCCACUUUGCCCUCUGUCCCCCUCCCCCCUGCCCAUCCCUCCACUUUGCCCUCUGUCCCCCAGUCCCCCCAAGUCCUCCUGUCCAUCCCUCCACUUUGCCCUCUGUCCCCCAGUCCCCCCAAGUCCUCCUGCGCAUUCCUCCACUUUGCCCUCUGUCCCCCUCCCCCCGCCCAUCCCUCCACUUUGCCCUCUGUCCCCCAGUCCCCCCAAGUCCUCCUGUCCAU
Messenger RNA from Phascolarctos cinereus (koala), 2893 nucleotides. The record is from RefSeq and is a predicted model, not a curated record. NCBI's taxonomy places the organism in Eukaryota, Metazoa, Chordata, Mammalia, Diprotodontia, Phascolarctidae.